AUGUCCUGGAAAGAAAGCAACCGCCACAAAACCAUCCUCUGCGCCGCGGAAACCGGCAAGUACGGCGUGAUAGCAGCAAUAGCCUACAACAUUGAACAAAUCCUAGGCCUAGUGCUUGCCGCCGAAACUGCCAAAAGCCCCCUAAUAAUCCAAUUCUUCCCGUGGGCCAUAACAGCAACAAAUGGCCUGCUAGUCCGCACAGCAGCAGAAGCCGCCAAACGCGCGAGCGUCCCAAUCAGCAUCCACCUCGACCACGCGCAAUCCGAGGAAAUUAUCAAACGCGCCGCGGAUGAACUCCCUUUUGACAGUAUCAUGGUUGAUAUGUCACAUUAUGAGAAGGAGGAGAAUCUGACCAAGACCCGGGCGCUUGUGGAAUAUUGUAAUGCUCGGCAGAUUGCUACUGAGGCUGAGCCUGGGCGCAUUGAAGGGGGCGAGGAUGGUGUUAUGGAUACCGAGGGACUGAAGGCUUGUAUGACUACCGCUGAAGAGGUUGAUGAGUUUGUUGCCACUGGUGUUGAUGCGCUUGCGCCUGCUUUUGGGAAUGUUCAUGGAGAGUAUGGGCCUGUCGGGCCACAGUUGGAUUAUGAAACAUUCAAAAAUAUUCGUCAACAGGCUGGUGGACGAGUUCAUCUCGCGCUUCAUGGUACCAAUGGUUUCUCGCCGGAGACGAUGAAGCGUUGUAUUGCGGCGGGUGUUACCAAGAUCAAUGUUAACAAACUUGUCUUGGAUGACUACUAUAAUCAUCUUCAUGCCAAUGUGGGUAAGAUGCCGCACACUCAGUUGCUUGAGGAGGGGAUUCAGAAGGUGGCCGAUUUGACUGUGAGAUGGAUGGAGAUUUGUGGGUCUGCUGGAACGGCAUGA
Molecule: messenger RNA, 861 nt
Organism: Penicillium antarcticum
Lineage: Eukaryota; Fungi; Ascomycota; Eurotiomycetes; Eurotiales; Aspergillaceae
Product: class II fructose-bisphosphate aldolase
Exons: 2
Coding region: 1-861 (286 amino acids)
Biological process (GO): carbohydrate metabolic process
Molecular function (GO): aldehyde-lyase activity; zinc ion binding
Source: RefSeq, a predicted model, not a curated record